Messenger RNA from Cuscuta campestris, 1683 nucleotides. The record is from the annotation of a GenBank genome assembly. Lineage: Eukaryota; Viridiplantae; Streptophyta; Magnoliopsida; Solanales; Convolvulaceae.
CUAUCCCUUCGUUUUCUUCCACUCUCUCCCCACUUUAUCAGACAUCACCGGCAGCGUUUUCUCUGUUUCCACUCACUGUUAUCUCUUCUGAGUUCUGAUUACGAUUUCUUGGAUUAAAGGCGGCGGGCAGCUCCACUGAAGUCAGAAGAGCAAUCGCGUUACCGGUGAAACAUGGACGGCGUUCAGGGAAGCGUUUCCGCGGCGGCGAUCGGAAAUCCUCCGCCGCCUUUUCUGAGCAAGACGUACGAUAUGGUGGAGGAUCCGUCGACGGACGCCGUGGUGUCUUGGGGCAAGGGAAAUAAUAGUUUCAUCGUGUGGAACGCCCCCGAGUUCGCAAAACUCAUUUUGCCCAAGUAUUUCAAGCACAGCAAUUUCUCUAGUUUCGUCAGACAAUUGAACACUUAUGGGUUCAGGAAAGUAGAUCCUGAUCGCUGGGAGUUUGCUAACGAGGGAUUUCUAAGAGGCAGGAAACAUCUCUUAAAGAGUAUUAUCAGAAGAAAGCCUUUGCAUCCGACAAUACAACAACCAUCUGCACUUCCUCCCCCUCAAGUCCACCAAACUGAUCCGGUCAGGUCUCGUGUUGACGGGCUGGAGGAAGAGGUUGGCAUGCUGAAAAGAGAUAAGAACAUCCUAAUGCAGGAAUUUGUCAAGGUGAGACAACAGCAGCAAGUGAUGGAUCACCAGCUGCAGAAUGUUGGGCAGAAGGUUCAUGUGAUGGAACAACGGCAACAGCAAAUACUGUCCUUCCUUGCCAAAGCGAUGCAAACCCCAGGGUUUGUGGCACAGAUGGUUCAUCAAAAGAGUGAUGGCUUGCUCAUUUCUGGGGUGAACAAGAAAAGGAGACUUCCAAAUCAGGGCGAAGAAAGUUUUAGUGUUAAGCCUGUUGCUGCUGCAUUGACUGAUGGACAGAUUGUUAGGUUCCAGCCUUUAAUGAAUGAAGCUGCAAAAGCACUGUUGAGGCAAAUCUUGAAGAUAAACUCAUCUGCUCGGCUGGAGCCAAACUUUAACCACACCAGUGGCUUCUUGACAGAUAACGCAGCAAAUCAAGUAUCUGAAGUCAGUCUUUCGGAGGUACUACUAGCAACGGCUCCCACAAGCCCCUAUUUGACUUCAGAAAUCACUCAGGUUCCGGAGAUGAAUACAAUGCCUGGUUUUGUUGAUGACAUGGCCCCGGUCAUAUCAGACGGGUUUUCUCCUGACCCUGAGAUUGAUGUUUUGAUUGACGAGAUGCCAAAGCUUCCAGGCAUUAAUGAUGUUUUCUGGGACCAGGUUCUUUUGGCAAGCCCACUCACGGGAGGUACAGAUGAGACUAAUUCCAUUAUUUUAGAAGGUGGUGCAGUGAAAGAAGAUGAUGAUCUGACGGAAGAAGAGCUGGAAUGGGAUACAGUGAAGCGUGUGAAUGAUCUUACUGAACAAUUGGAGCUUCUUGCUUCUGGGUCCCCAAACACUGCGUGACUAUGUACAUUCCUCCUCUGCAUGACCCUAAGGCUAGUUUUCUGGUAUGAAUAGGAAGAACCUGCUCAAGAGCUGCCUCAGUUUUUUGCUGUCUUUCCAUUCCUUUUCCUUGUAUAUUUCUCCUACUUUUUUUUGGGCGAUUUAUAGAAAAUGUUCCUAUGAGAAUGCAUUUAAAAAGAGAUGACUUUCAUGGUUUCCUCUCUUGUCAAAUAUACGAGUAAAUCUAUA